Messenger RNA from Aspergillus mulundensis, 2832 nucleotides. RefSeq names its product Aim21 family protein. Lineage: Eukaryota; Fungi; Ascomycota; Eurotiomycetes; Eurotiales; Aspergillaceae. The coding region runs from base 1 to 2832 and encodes 943 amino acids. The transcript is spliced from 2 exons. The record is from RefSeq and is a predicted model, not a curated record.
AUGACAACGCAAACGGGCCCCGUCAUACCCCCUCGGCCAGCGAGGUCACCUCUUGAAAAGUCCGCAGACAUGCCGAAGAUACCUCCCCGUCCUACCCAGCGCAUUGAUCGCACUGCGUCCCCCAUGGGCUCAAAUUACGCACCCUCUCCUUUAAAUGAGCCUCCAAACGGAUCGACCUUGUCCAAAACUGUUUCCAAUGAUUUGCCCUCUCGCCCACCUAGUGUGGCGAUACCAUCGCUCGGCGAAGAAGGCAUUGAGUACCAGGAUUUGGAUGCCCUGAACGCUUCGGACAGCCAACAUACUGCCCCCGCGGAGACCCGGAAUGUGGCUAGCGAUCUGAAGCUCCAUGCGCCUCGACCUUCUCUUCCCACCUCUAGCGCCAAGGCCAAGGUGCAGGCCGUCACCCGCACGGAUUCCAGCCAGGCUGCAGCUGCAGGGUUUGGAACGAUAGGCUCAGCGGAGCAGGAUGAGCAGUCGGAAAGACCCGUCAGAUCCAUUUACUCUGUCCAAGGUUCGCGAGCGGCCUCCUCGACGACAUCUUUCGAGCGCCCACACUCAAUUCAUGAUGAGGAGCAUGGUAUUCCCGAGAUUGGUCAGCGAGUUCCAAUGUUAGCCAAUGCCGGUGAUGUACAAGCUCCUUCUCCCAGCCCUUACCUGGAGCAGCCAAGUUCGCGGUCUGGACGCGGUCACCACCGAACUCGCAGUGGUCGCGAGGCUUCCCUGCCUCCGGGUAGCUACGGCCUACAUGGACAUGGUGUGCCCUCCAACGACAAGUUCGAGAAGGCCUGGUAUGAGAAGCAUCCAGAUGAAUAUGUCAAGGAGGAACAAGGACAGUACGGAUCCGGCGUGGGUACGCCACGACCCGAUUGGGCUUUGAGUAGCGAUGAUUUGAACAAGAUCGUUCUCGGCUCCGCCAUAACUGGUUCAGGACUAGGGACGUCUCCUGCCAUUACCGGUACACCAGAAGAGGAGGUCGGAUACCUCGCAUCUGAUGAAUACAGCCAUCGCCUUACAUCUCCUCCGCCAGACUCAAAACGUGACUCCCGUCCUGCUAUUGAGUCCCCUCUAAAGAAUGCAAGCGUUCCGGCAGUAGACGCGGGUGAACAGAGUAAGGAAAAGCCUAGCUUUAUCCACAUUGACGAGCCGUAUCACCACCGCGACCACCCUGAUGGUUUCGCUCAUACGCCAGAUCCGGAAGAAAUCGCUAGCCGGGCACAGGGAGAAGAUGAUGAAGAGCCGAUUCUAGCUGCUGAUGAAGUGCGCCCUGAAUCUGCUUAUCUGCACGCUGCAGUGUCCCCUACUUUCAGCCGGAGGGAAAGCCAUGAUUACGAAGGCCGGAGUCGGACUCCUAGCGUCAACGAGAGUCGCUCGAAUAGCAGAAAUGCCACCCGUCGUGGCAGUACUCCUGCUCUAGCCAGGUACAACUCUCAUGAAGAUCACGCGCCCCUCGAAGAUGUCGAGGAGUACGAGCCGCUAUUCCCCGAAAAUGAGUCGAAAGAGAACAACCCCAUGUCCGCAGCGGAACGCUUCAAGAAGCGCCCAGACAUGCUUAAGCACCGAUUCCCAAGUGAAGAUAUUUGGGAAGACUCGCCCAACAGUCACCAGCUUCUUACCACCGUAUCCACACCGGAUAUUCCCAAGGAAAGCCGCUUCGAGCUCCCGGAGCAAGAGGAGGCGCGUAAAAGUCGUGAACCCAGUAUCGACAGCCACCAGGUUGCGCAGCGUAUCUUGAAUGGAGAAGAGCCGACGGCCUCCCGCCCGGGUCUCGCAAAACAGAGGUUCCCUAGUCGGGAUAUUUGGGAGGAUGCUCCGGAGAGUCAAACGCUUGUGACUACGAUAGAGCCUUCAGAAGAGAAGCAGGCCACGAGCCCGGAUGUGCCAUCCAAACCAACCAUCCCAGCCCGCCCUGAGAAGAAACAGCCUCCUCAAGUGGAUGCCUCGACGAAACCGACCUCUCCUGUGGAGAAGCGACAGCCACCCGUUAUCCCUGACAGACCCAAGCCUCAGAUUCCUGCACGACCAGCAAACCGCUUCUCGCGAUCGAAUGGUGAAGAGGCACAGGACGCGUCCGUCAAAUCAAAACCAGCUGUCCCGGCUCGCCCAAUGGGAGGCAAAAUCGCUUCUAUCAAGGCGGGCUUCCUCUCCGACCUGAACUCCCGUCUGCAACUUGGCCCGCAAGCACCUCCAAAACCUCAACCAAAGCAAGAAACCCCCGCUGAAAAGGGUCCGUUAAGUGACGCUCGAAAGGGCCGAGCUCGUGGACCCGCACGGAGAAAGCCUGCUGUCGAGAGCACCAGCCCCAGACUGCCGACCAUCCCCGAGAUCAAGAUCACAGAGACAUGGAACGUUUGGGAAGUUCGUGAGGACGGCAAGCUAGUUGUCGGUGACGGUAACAAGGGCGAGCAGUCUAGCACAACCUCGACCUCAUCAGAUCCCUCGGGUUGGAACACCCCGAUGGCACCGCCCUUGGCUCGAAACAUGUCAGGUGGUGCAGUCGAUCCCCCAAGACAGCCCGUGAAAGAACAAGUUCCCGAGUCAACGCCUACAAAUACAAUUCCCGAGUCAGAACCAGAGCCCGCGGAGGCGGAACCUACCAAGGAAGAAGAACUAUCAUCUACCAUACCAGGUGGCUUUGACUCCUCGGAGGAAAAGGUCGCGAUACCCUCCGCCGUCUCAGAUGACAAGGUCGAAACUGUUCCUGAAUCGUCAGAAAAGCCAGUGGAUAUUCCCUCCGCUGUCUCAGGCGACAAGGUCGAGGCCGUCUCUGAGUCUCUAGCUGUCGCCGCCGAUGGCAAGAGACCUUCCGACGGCGACGACGCUCUUUCGGCAUGA